AUUUUAGUUUACUUGUGUUUACGGGGCUGCUUGGGUGGUGGCGGUAGUAUUUCUGGCUUUAGAGGAGGAUAAAAACAGGAAAAUGUCGCCAAAAAACAAAAAAAAGGAAUCGCCUAGAAAACAGCUGGACAUCACAUUAUUCCUCUCUUCACAACCCAAGUCAGCAAAGAGAGCAAGAGAAGAGGAAUCUAGUGGCCAGAGUCGGGACCAGAAUGAAGUGCACUCUCCCAAUAAAAGGAUAAAGCAAGUAGCUAAAAGCAUUAAACAGGAAGCGACUAAAAGCAUUAAACAGGAAGCAGCAAACAUUAACAAAACUAAAAAGAAAUCUGCCAACAAUAAUAAUAACAACAACAAUAAUAAUAACAAUAACAGUGCUGAAGCAGAGGGUCUUAAGACACAAGCAAGUCCCAACAAGUCCAAGAAAUUGGUAAAAACUGAAAAGAUAGACAAGUCAAAGUUGGUAAAAAAGGAGGCAAAUAAGACUUCAUUGAACAAUGUAAAAGCAGAAAAUAGUCGCCUUAUUAUUGUACCUGAUGAAGAGGGUGAGGUCAUUGGUCCUUACAACGUUGAGGAAAUAAUAGUGCCUGAAGUGCUUGACAGAGUAACUGCACCAGAAGUAGAACCAAACACUCCAGCUCAUGAUGGAGCGAGUAUCGUGUCGCACGAUGCUAGCAGUAUCACUGAAACAGGCAGUGAUAGGGAUAAUAUUAACCUGGAUAAGGAUGGUAAUGAUUUGGACAUUGAUAGCCCAGACAGUCCUGACGAGGAUCCUUCAACUCUUCCAUCUCAGAAGGUUACAGUAUUGCGAUCCAAUUCAGCAAAUAAGGAGGGUAAAAAGAAAAGCUUUAAAUGCAAAGGCUGUGAUCAGGUGUUUCCAAAUCGGUACUUCCUGCAGAAACACAUGCUGAUGGAACAUGAAAACCAGCUUUAUGAAUGUCGCGUGUGUUCCUUCAUUUCUGUGAACCCAGAGAAGUUAAAGAGCCAUAUAAUCAAGCAGCAUGUUAUAAAAAAGGAGCGUGCUGAGCCAGUAUCACUGGAUGAAAUUCAGGUCACCUUAAAUGAGCUCAUGUCGAAACAAACACCUCGGAAAGUCAUGAUGGAGGAUGGGGUAGCUCUUGGACGUGAUGGUAGCAACAAGAUGCAGUUCAUUUGUGCAAUGUGUGAUCGUGUAUAUACCAGUAAAUAUUCACUUGAGCGACAUGUUCGAUGCCACACAGGAGAGAAACCAUACUCGUGUGAUGUUUGCACCUUUGCUACUAGUUACCGAGAGCACAUGCAGCGCCACAUGACUAGUGUUCACCUUAUCGUACAUUCAGAUGAGCCUAAACUUAAAUAUGCAGCCAAGAAUCGAAGGAAAACUGAAGAAAAAAAUGUGUCAACAGAGGAUGAUAAAGAGAAAGACCCAAAUACUGAGAAUGUAAAUAAAAAUGGGAAUGAAAAUGAAAACAAAAAUGAAAGCAAAAUUGAAAAUAUUGGAAAGGGAAAUGAAAAGGAAAUUGGAAAUGGAAAGGGAAAUGGAAAGGAAAAUGAAAAAGAAAAUGGAAAGGAAAAUGGAAAGGAAAAUGGAAAGGAAAAUGAAAAUGGAAACGAAAAUGGAAAUGAAAACGACGAGACAGAUGACAAUGUGAGCCCAAAUUGUAGCUUAAACUCUGUAGACACAAAUGACAGUACUUCAUCUGCUGGAAAGAAGAGGAGAAAUAUAUUGCGAAAACGCUUUGAAUGUGCUGCUUGUGGAAUGAAGGCUACUCAUAAGACAGACCUUGUAGAUCACAUCAGAGAGAAGCAUCCAAAUGCUCAUAUUGAAUCACUGGAUAAUGGUGAUGGGUCCAAGGUUCAUCUUAUUGUUACAGUUUCAAAGAAGAGUAUUGUAACACGACGGAUGGUUAUAACCUGCCCUUAUUGCUCUAAAGUCUUCCAUGACACUUGGAAAUAUAAAGUGCACAUGCGAUCACAUACAGGUGUUAAGCCCUUCGGGUGCAGUUUGUGCUCAUUUUUUGCUACUAGUAAAAUGACUGUUCGUGACCACAUUCAUCGCAAACACAAGAAUUGUGAGAAUCCCAAAAUUCUUUUGCGUACUGUAUGUAUUGAUGGAUCGGUAAGUCAUGUUGAGCUUAGCAUGCCACACAAGGAGUUCAAAUGUGAAUUUUGUGAAAAGGUGUUUGAAGAUAACUAUCAUUAUAAACAACACAAGAAGACUGGUCAUCAAGAUUCUCUACCAUUUUCCUGUACUGAAUGUGGUCAUAGAGAAUGGGCUCGAGCAAGCAUCAUUAUCCAUUGUAUGCAAAAGCAUAGUGAUAAAGAUCUUGAAGGACUUAUCUUGCGCAACAAUAAGCCCUUUGCUGUUGGGCCUCUCAAGCUUCCUAAGUGUCAGCAGUGUGACAAAGUUUUUCAGUACCAGUCACAGUUAUAUAUACACCAGAAGCAACACACUGGUGAACGCAGCUUCUUUUGCGAUAUCUGCAGUUAUCGCACCAAUAUUAAGGCUGCACUCGAGAGGCACAUAAUGAAGCAUCUUGAUGGUGAGCCUCCAAAGAAAUCUGCAGGCAAAAAAUCUACAAGGAAUAAGGUUAAAGAAAGUGGCCAACCGAUCGUCUUUGUUGACGUUGAUAAGAUAAACAAUGACGUUAGCGUGGGAAAAGUAAAAAAAGAGAAAAAAGAGGGUGCUAAGAGGUCCAAACCGAAAGCUUCUGCUAAAUAAGUGCCUUCCAAUAUAUAAUAAUUUGUGCCUUCAGAGGGACCAUACCUAUUGUAUUAAAAUAACAUGUCUUCCUUAAGAAUUUCCAGACUUAGGUUAUAGAUUUUAUGUAGAGCAAGUAAAUUUAGACUGGUGCUUAUAUAUUUUAAAUAAAUUGUGCUGUAUUUAUUAUACAAAUAGGCAAUAUAAAGUUUUGGCUGUUAAAAAUACUGUAUUGUUAGAUGUAGGGUUUGUUGCACGAUCUUUAAACAAGAGAUCAUUUUUAUAUUAAGUAAAUAAUUGUUCAACAUUAUGCAACUAGUUAUAUUCAGAAUGAAAAGCUCCAGUACCCAUCCAAAGAGAAGUGACUACAAAAUGAUAAAGCUACCGGUAAUUAUAGUACUUGCUUCCUCUUGAUAUUUUCUGUACUAGAUAUGCAGAAAGUAGAUAAAAGUAUUUUUCCUGUAUGUUGUGAAUUGUUUUAGAAGAGGCAAGUAAUUUUAGUUUAUUAGUGAAUAUAUUUUCACUAGCUGUGGUGUAUGACAUAUAUAUAAUGUAUGAGUAAAAUAUAUUGAGCUAGCAUAUUAUAAGUUGUAGCUAAAAUGAGUAUAAUGUUGCAUUUAAGUUGAAGCUUCAACCUGCUUAAUGCUUAAACUGUAUUAUAGAUUAUAUUUAAAUAAUCCAUUUGCUAAACCUUGUUGAAUUUAGUUUGUUGUUUCAUAACCUUUUACCAUACAGUAUACUAUUUUAGCAAAUUUAAGUAGGUAGCCUAUAUCCAUUUGUUUUUUAAUGUUAUAUCAAUAUGUAAGUUAACUGAGGUUAUGUGCAUGUAUUGUCUCCAUUUUGUUAUACUCGCACAUGACCUGUUUAGCAAGUGACGUUAGGCGGAUCACGUCUUCCCUUUCAAGGAAACUUGUGCCUUCCCGUAUGUGCCUUACUGAAGCAACUCUCAUGUAGGUGAUGAUGUGCCUUUAACAUACCAUUGUAGAUGCUCUACAUAUGAUAAUACAUAAGAGCUAGAUGAUCAAAUCGUGCUCCUAAUCCAGACAUUUGUAUAAACAAUUUAGCAUGACAAAAACAAAAUUUGUUAAGCUAAAUUAAGCCUUGGUAAUAAUAACUGUUAACAGACUUGAGUUAUUAAUUAUGGUAGUACUAUACAGUAGUAGUGAAUAUUUUGAUGUGCUUGUAAACCUUCUUGUAAUAUUUUAAGGUACUCCUGAUAGUUAUUGACCAGAAAUAUAAUUUUUGUUAAUCUGUAACAGCUUAUGUUUAGUGAUACAGUGAUAUAGUCUCCCAGGUUUGGCACCUUUUUUGAUCAUUACUUAUUGAUUAUUACGUAUUAUUGAUAAUUACUUAUAAUUGAUAUUUACUACUGAUAAUUAUUCACUAUAACAUCUAUUUGUUUAAUCAUCAUACUGAUGCCUUUAAAAGUGUAAAAGUUUUAUAAAUUUUAAUAUAAAUACAGCUUUUUUUUGUUAUUUUAUUUUGUUUAAAAAUUCCACUUUUAAAAUAUCAGUACAUUUUAUGCAAAUCUGAAUAAAUACAUUUUGACAA
Molecule: messenger RNA, 4228 nt
Organism: Procambarus clarkii (red swamp crayfish)
Lineage: Eukaryota; Metazoa; Arthropoda; Malacostraca; Decapoda; Cambaridae
Product: zinc finger protein 665
Biological process (GO): regulation of DNA-templated transcription
Molecular function (GO): DNA-binding transcription factor activity, RNA polymerase II-specific; RNA polymerase II cis-regulatory region sequence-specific DNA binding
Source: RefSeq, a predicted model, not a curated record